UAGUCGAUUUAAUGAUGCUGGUGAUAAGCAAUCAUCAGAUGGUAUUUUGACCAAAGUCAGCAACCAUGUUGGGGGAGAAGGACAAGGAGAGAGAGAGGGUAAAUUUGUGGAAAAAAAAAAAAGCCCUGGGUUUGAAUUCAGAGGACCGGGGUUGAAAUCCUAUCUCUGCUGCUUAUAAAUUCUGUGACUCUAUUGCCCUGGACUUUAGUUUCCCUAUCAGUUAAAUGAGGAAGUUGGAUUGGAUAAUAGAUAAAAUCUGGAAAUCUUCACCAUCAAAGAAAAAAAAAUGAUUCUAUCAGGCUUGACCAUGUUAUGUCAGAGGAGAUGGGUCCCCACCCCUCUUGGGCCAUCCCACCAGUGACUGGGAAAUGAGAGGAGGUGGCUUUCUUUUUUUUUUUUUUUUUUUUGUUUUUAAUGCUUUUUGCAGGCAGCUGCUGCAACAGAGCUCAUAGAACAGGUGGAUCAGCAGGAGAAGUGCUACGAGUGAGGAAGGAGUGGGCAGAGGUGAGAAUUGGUGAAACCUUUCACCUCACCUGCUCUACCUAUAGCAGAUAGACUGUCUCAGCUGGAGCUGCAUCUCGGAGCUAACAAGUCUCCGCCUGGACAAACAUGAUACCCUCUGAUUUCAUGACUAGAUCUGACUAUAACUUCACUACACCCGAUUAUUACAAUUACAGUGACAAUGACAAUUACAAUGACUUCUGUGAGAAGACCGACGCCAGACGGUUGGCCAGGUACUUACUUCCACCCUUCUACUGGCUUAUGUUUGUGGUGGGAACUUUAGGGAACAAUCUAGUCAUCAUUAUGUACUGGUAUUGUACAAGAGUGAAGACCAUGACCGAUGUGUUCCUGCUGAACCUGGCCAUUGCAGACCUCCUCUUCCUCCUCACUCUGCCCUUCUGGGCUGAUCAGGCUUCUGACCAGUGGAAAUUCGGGACUGUCAUGUGCAAGGUGAUCAAUGCGACACAGGAGAUGAACUUUUACAGUUCCAUGCUGUUCAUCACGUGCAUCAGUGUUGACAGAUGCAUCGUGAUUGCCCAGGCUUGGAAAGCCCAUCUCUGGAGACGGAAGAGCCUUCUCUACAGCAAAAUGGUGUGUUGUGCUGUCUGGGUGAUCGCGAUCACCCUGUGUAUCCCAGAAUACCUGUACAGCCAAGACAUAGAACAAUCCGAAGCCAGGUUCUGUACAAUGGUCUACCCCAGAGAAAAUGACAAGCUCAAAUCCGUCCUUUUGAUUCUAAAGCUUAUUCUGAGAUUCUUCCUCCCGCUCAUCAUCAUAUUCAUUUGUUAUACCAUUGUCAUUCACACUCUGCUACAAACCAAGAAGUCAUCUAAGCACAAAGCCUUAAAAGUCAUCAUCUUGGUUCUCACCCUCUUUGUCUUAACUCAAUUUCCUUACAAUAGCAAUAUGAUGCUGCAGAUCAUUGAUUCACUCAAGAAGUUCAUUUCGGACUGUGACAUUUUCACCCAGAGUGGCAUCCGUUUCCAGGUUACUCAGACCAUUGCAUUCUCCCGCAGCUGCCAGAACCCAUAUAUUUAUGUUUUUGUGGGUAAAAAAUUCCGCCAGGAUCUUGUAAAAACCUUGAGGAAACUGGGAUGCAUCAGCCAGUCCCAGUGGGUCUCCUUCACCAGGAGAGAAGGGAGCCUAAGGUUGUCAUCCAUGAUGCAAGAGACGUCAUCCGGACCCCUCUCCUUCUAAGAGAUCUUCUCUAUCACCAUCCUGUCCUGUGUGGACUACCUGACUGGACCAAGAGGCAACCAAAAGGAGGAAAAAGAAAAAGAAGCAAGAGAGGAAAACGUAAACAUCCCUUUGCUAUAAGUUAAAAGACUUCCAUGAUUCCACCUGCCUCAACUCAGUGUUUUACAGAGGAGCCUGGGAAAUAGUCGACUCCCAGUGCUAUCCAUUAUAGUUUCUAUGUAGAAUUCAUCCGGUUCUUCCUGUUGAAUUGGAAACUGCCACAUUUCACCUCCGACUAUAAAAUUCAUUCAAGCAUUAAAGCAUUUAAUCACUGACCACUACCAUAGCAUGGAAUGAUGUACUUAAGGUAGCAAAAGAUUUAAUAUCACUGUAUUUGUCUUGGGUUUUCCUGUUUCUUUUCUUUCUGACUGUUCUGAUUGAGAAUCGGUACAAAUUUAUCUGCUCCUUGAACUAAUUUCCUUCCUUGUACAGUAUAGUCUGGGCACAUAAGUGUAGAUGUAAUUCCCUUUCAAGUUUCAUACUUGUUCUAGGUCAACAGAAGGUACAUUUCUUUUAUGGUGUUUUCCACUUAUUAGGUGAUUCAAAAUAUAAAAUCAGUAAUUUUCAUGCUAUGAAAUUGAAAAUCUUUUACAUGAGCAAAAUGUAGCUAAGAUAAGAAGAAAAACAUUCAACUGGGAAAAUAUUUGCAUAAUAUAGUUUUGAUGAAAGUAUGAUAUCCAAGCUCUGAAGACAACUAAUAGCAAUAUGUGAGACUGAAAGCCAUUCUCUAAUAGAUAAUUGAUUAAAGGAUAUAAACAAGUAAUUCUCCAAAAAAGAAUUGCAACCAUAUGAAAAAGAGAUCUAAAUUAGUAAAAGAAAUGUACAUCAAACAACUCUGAAGUUUUAUUCCAUUCUCAUAAAAUUGCCAAAGAUGACAAAAUAUGGGAGAUAAUUAAUGUUGGGUUGUGGGGAAAAAAGGUAUACAAGUACAUUGUUGGUAGUUGUAUGAAUUAGACCAAACAUUCUGGACAAUUUGGAACUAUGUGAAGGGAAUAAUUAAUAUUUUAACCCUUUUAUCCAGAGACUCCAUUGCUAGACUUGUACUCCAAUGGCAUUUUUUAGUAGCAAAAAACUAGAGUCAAAGUGGAAACACAUUAAUUAGGGAAUGGCUAAGCAAAUUAUCCUAUAUGAGUGUAGUGAAAUGUUAUAGUGUAAUAAAAAAUAAUGAAUAUAAUUGACACAGAGAAGUGUGAGAAGACCUAUAUAAACUGAUGCAAACUGAAACAAGCAGAAUCAAUACAACAGUAUACGCACAUAACUAUAACAAUGUAAAUGAAAAGAAUAACAAAAAAUAAAAGUCAAAACUGAAACUAUAAUGACACAAAAUGAUAUAAGUUGACUUGUCUCCUUUCUCUUUUAAAGAGGUCAGGUAUUCUGUUAAAGAGGUAUUUUACAUCUUUAGAGAUGUAGAAUACUGCAUGUAGUAUCAGACAUUUUCAAUAAAUUGUUUAACUAUUUUUUCUUCUUUAUUAUGAGGGAGGGCUUUCUGAAAGAGGUUGGAGGAGGGAUAUUGUGGGGAAUAGAUGUAAAAAACAAAAGAGAGCAAUAAAAUGUUAUUUGAAAAUAAAUUUUCUCUUUAAAUUCAA
Molecule: messenger RNA, 3323 nt
Organism: Antechinus flavipes (yellow-footed antechinus)
Lineage: Eukaryota; Metazoa; Chordata; Mammalia; Dasyuromorphia; Dasyuridae
Gene: CCR9
Product: C-C motif chemokine receptor 9
Exons: 3
Coding region: 610-1698 (362 amino acids)
Biological process (GO): chemotaxis; immune response; G protein-coupled receptor signaling pathway
Cellular component (GO): membrane
Molecular function (GO): C-C chemokine receptor activity
Source: RefSeq, a predicted model, not a curated record